Molecule: messenger RNA, 397 nt
Organism: Paramuricea clavata
Lineage: Eukaryota; Metazoa; Cnidaria; Anthozoa; Malacalcyonacea; Plexauridae
Source: the annotation of a GenBank genome assembly
AUGUCAGCAAAGAAGGGGAAAGUACGUCUUCCGGGAAAAAACACGCAUAUAGCCAAUGCCACAAAAUACCAAAUCUUUGCACGAGUUGACGACAAUCAACAACAAAUAAAAUCCACGGAAACUAAACUUGAGGCAGAACUUGGCGUCAAAAUGAUAACCGGUACAGUUGACGUCGCGGGCAACAGUAAGUUGAAGUACGAAAAUAAAACCGAGUACUUCGAGAAGAAACUUCGCGAAACAUGCGGGUUUACAAUCAUCGGACCGGGGCAGUUUGAUCACUUUCCGUCAAACAAUCCUCACGUGUCUGUCUUUUACAAGAAGGGAAGUGAACUUGGUCAGGUAAUGUGCCACAGCAAGAGAAUUAUUGCAGAUAAUUCAAUAAUCGUUACACCUACAG